GUCAGAAGCGCCCGUGGGCGAUACUCAAAUGGUCCACCAUACUUUCUGUCCCAUAACUCACCGUACUUAUUAUCGUUACCUUGAGCGGAUAAGAUCCCCUACCAGAGUCGGGGCUGUCACGCAAACGAACAACAAUGAGUCUUGACCAGAAUCUAUUCACCCUUAACCUCGCUGCGAACUCGGAGGACCCGGACGUUGUCGACCUCACCGAUCCGGCGGGCACAGUCCAUUACGCGAAGCGAAGGGUGCAAGGAGAGACGUAUACGGUUGAGGUUUACGAUCCUCUCUCUACUUCGUUGCUUGCUACCGCGACCGCGCCACACGCGACAAGCAAGCACAAGACGCUGCAAUUGCAUAAUCCCGACGCUGUAGUAGAGCUGAGGUAUACGGGCACAUUGUCGUUCAAGUGGGUAUUCAAGUGGGAGGAUCAUGACUUCGAGUGGCGACGCGAAGAAUGCUUCAUCUUGCGCAAGCCAGAUCCAGCUGUCCUCGUGGCAGUCACGAAGGAGCCGUCCGGACGACUGAAGACUUCGUCUGUGCAGAUUCUCGACUACAAUCUGAACCGUUUCGACAUCGAAGACCGCAAGGGUCUGGAAAUCACCAUUCUCACUGCCCUACUCACGUUCCAGGAUACCAAUGAGGCUUACCAUACCCCGCGUCCCGACGAAGCCUCCAGUGCGCCCAGCAGUACUAGCAAGCCUCUGUCAAGUCUCCUGAGUCUUGGCACGAGACGAGAGGCGAGCAGCUCUCCUUCGGGCACGCCCUCACCCGCACCGCCUACUAUUCCUCCCCGGCCGCCACCACGCACAGGUAUAGAGCGCGUCGCGGAGUUGCACAUGCUGCGCACGCUCCAGGGCGAAGGCGAGGCAAACGAGAUGGAAGUGGGCGAGGAGGGCGCAGUGGAGGACCACGCGCAGUUUGCGCAGCGGUUGUUGCAGGAUGAGGCAAUGCUCUUCAUCACGGUUCGAUCCUCUUCGGCUGCGGAUGUUCCCAAGGUGCUUCGGGUAGUGGAAGAGACGAAACGUCUUCGCUACAAGUCUGGUAUGGAAGAGGAACUCCAUCAAUACGUCUCUUACGACACAUCCAAUAAAGCGAAAGGCCCUCGACGAAUCAACCUAAACGAUCCGAAUCCGAAGGGCAAGAAUCGUAGUCAAGACGGCUACACUCCCCCCGAAAGCCUCGUCAUACACCUCAGCAAGAUCGACAUGCCUGAGCUGCGCCCCCGAGCAGAAGUGAAAGACCCCGGGCCGGAGCUCGGUUGGGUGCCGGAGACAGCGGGGACCACUGCUCAGGAACCCGCGAAAGGCAAGGGCAAGGGCAAGGGGAGAGAGGACGUGAAGGCACAGAAGCGCGCUGAGAAGGGCACAAGAAGGCAGAGAAGGAGCAGAAGCAGCGUUCAUACAACGUUACGGCCUGAGCCGAGCAAGCAGUCGAGACCGGCCUCGACAUAUCAUACCCCUCCCCACUUGCCGCACCCUUACCAACCUUCACCGUCGCCCUCUCAGCUCAACAAUCCUGGUAUUUAUGCCGCGCCGCCGCCCUUCCCGUCGGGGACAGCGCCGAGCGUACCUAGGUGGAGUCGUCCGCCAGGACCACCUCCACCAACGCAGUCGGGCACGAUCUUGAGUCCCUGGCUGAGGCGUUAAUGUCAGAGUACGCGUACAUACCAUCCCGCGACUCGCGUCGGAUCUCAGGCUAUAGGCUCUGCUACCCACACGAAGGUGCUCACUUCCCAUGAGAACUUCAUAUACGAUCGCACUCCUCUGAUCAACAGGGUCGUAUUUAGGGUCUGCCAAGGGAGUACUUCCGCAGGUUCGAUGCACAUGCAGCUCGAUUGGUGUCUGCGUCACAUCGGUUGCCUCGACCUCUCUCGGCCCAUUGCCAUGUAACACUUACAUACUGUGCUUCCCGCGUGACUGGAAAGGUACCCUUUUGCGUACAGUUAAAGACAAUUCGCCUGUGAACGGACAUAUGGGUAAUAUAGUAUGGACAUGGUAUACAAUGCGAGA
This is a messenger RNA of Fomitopsis serialis, 2009 nucleotides long. RefSeq lists its product as uncharacterized. The transcript is spliced from 7 exons. The record is from RefSeq and is a predicted model, not a curated record. Bases 135 to 1646 code for a protein of 503 amino acids. NCBI's taxonomy places the organism in Eukaryota, Fungi, Basidiomycota, Agaricomycetes, Polyporales, Fomitopsidaceae.